GACUAGAAUUAUAAUUUUUGUGCGAGUAAAUGGCCGCUUGUGAUUUGUGAUCAGAAUUUUUAUUUCUCUAAUUGAUUUAUUGUUAAAGUUCGAACAAACAGACGGAUCGCCUCUGUUUAUGUUCGGUAAAAAUAUCUCGCCUUACUAUUUAUUGAGUGUCUUAGAUGCAUGUAAAAUAGCCGCCGCCCGGUCUUGACAGAGCACUUAACAUUAUUGCGAAUUGGGAUGAUUUUGAACGCUGGUUUAGAGUUACUAAGUGCAGCUGUUGGAGUCGGGUUUCCGGUUUAUAAGACAUUCCUGCUUCUUGAAUUACCGACUAAGACAAAACGGUUUAUACCGGUCCCAUUCCAAUCAAAAGAUCUUGAACAGGAGAAAUAUGAGAAAGAGAAGAGACAGUUACUUAUAUAUUGGAGUGUUUAUGGUUGUAUCACUGCUAUUGAACGUUCAUUUAGUUCAGUUUUAAGGUGGAUCCCGUUUCUUACACCUAUUAAAAUAGUGUUAUGGAUUUGGUUGCUGCAUCCAAAAACACUGGGUGCUGAAUAUAUAUACGAAGAGUAUCUGAAACCCUUCCUAACUCAAUACAAAACACCGAUUCAUAAGUUUCUUGGUGCUGUUGGAAGCAAGUUAAGCGAUGAUUCACUCAUUACUAAAGGUUGGAACAUUAUCCGCGCGUUCCUUAGCAAACUACCAGCGGCAGAGGAAGUUACAGACAAGUCUUCAGACUCAAAAAAGGACUAAGUCGACUUGUGGAGAAUGUUUUAUUUUUAAGCUACGAACCUCCCGAAUUGUCUUCACGAAUCCAUAUUUUUCACGCCCGAACAAUUUAAAUAUCUAACUGCAUUGUAUGAGGAAUGUACACGAUCAUGCUUCUAUAAUAUUUUUUUUUUAUGUUCUUAUAAUAUGUUAUCAAGGCCUCGAUUUGCUGUUGCUGUCCGAUCCUUCAGCCUUACAUCUCUUUAUAAGGAUAUGAGAAACGGUCUUCUUUACGACGCCAAAGCUUGCGUCUCUUACGAGUGGCAAUGUUCUCUACCAUAACCUCGCUACAAUGCUGUUUCUUAAACGCUUGGAUGAAACGAGGAUCCCACAGUUCACUUGCAAUACCAAGAUCCUUGCAGCAUCUCAUUAAAGCAUUUGAUUUACAACCUUCUGUAGCGGUAGGAAUGUUGGAUGGAUCGAAAUAAACCUGCUCACCACGAGCAACGGACACUAAACGGCCGUGACAAACAAGAGCAUAUUCUCGAGAAACAGAUUUAGGGGUAACAGUUGUCUUACCUCGGGGAGCCAGACCCCAUCCUCCAGGUCCAAAAGCUCUGUUUAAUAUGCGUCUGUAUUUAAUCUCUGGAAGGUAAAGGAUACCAUCUGGUUUAAUUUCAAUGUCCUGGAGGGAAAGAGGGGUUAACAAAACAUCACUAAUCUCUUUGCUGAAUGGUUUCUCUGAGAGUCCAGCGAAGGAAGUUUGCCAAUUCGUUCCCUCUUCAGGCACACCUGGUAAUUCUUCACCAUUUUCCUCACCAACAAGGUAUUCCUUCAACUCCUUCUCAUUCUGAAUAGCUUCCUGGUUUUCGUUGCACUUAAUUGUACUUGUGCUGAACCAUGAAUGUCUGGCAAAAUCUUUAAAUACAGGGUUUGUCAAAAAAUGAUAACUUGGCGUCUUAAGACCGGAGAAAACAGCUCUUCUUGAUGCAUUUAGCAAUGAACAUUUUGCUGUGGCAAACAGGUUUGAAAGAAUUGCCAUUUCGUACAAAUUUCUGAGAAGCUUUCCCCAGUUGCCGAUGGAGAAGGAAAAAAUGAAAAGUUCUGAAAAUGGUAUGGAAGACUUAAUUUUCCUGAGACAAAUUGACUUAUACAAAACUACCAGUCUAUCAAAUGAAGAGUUGCAGUCGACGUGACACACCUGAAAGCGCUUUUACUGUCUUUAGAUGACUGUAUAUGUAUAUGUCAAUUUCAAAAUAGCCGUGAGUAGAUGAACGUUGUUGAAGUCGAAUUCUUUUUUGGCAAAGGUUAAAGAUGGUCGUCUUGCAACGUAAAGUGACUUACUAACUGGUUCGUCUAAGUUUAUAUAAUCAUUAUUCUCGGAUAAAUGUCAAGUCAGGCUUUAGAACGAUGUUCAUCUUGCUAGUCAGUAUGUCCUAUUUCUGGUCACCCUUGUCAUUUCUAUAGCCAUGCUGUGUGAGUAUCGGAAAUUGUAACAUUUAGUUAGGUUUAGUACGAUAUCAAAAUACAAUACAGCUAUUAGGGUUCAAAAUGUAUUGAACCAUAGUGUUGGUUAUUGUAUUGCAAUUUAACUCUCAGUGUCUCUUAGUAAUCAUAUAACAAUGUUAAACACUCUCACUAGUUCAAUAAAUAAUCAGUUGCAGCACUAUCAAUCUUCUGUCUUUUCAUACUAACAAGCAUCAU
Messenger RNA from Schizosaccharomyces japonicus yFS275, 2397 nucleotides. RefSeq names its product HVA22/TB2/DP1 family protein. Gene Ontology annotation, cellular component: membrane. Lineage: Eukaryota; Fungi; Ascomycota; Schizosaccharomycetes; Schizosaccharomycetales; Schizosaccharomycetaceae. The record is from RefSeq and is a predicted model, not a curated record. The coding region runs from base 226 to 738 and encodes 170 amino acids. The transcript has 3 exons.